AUGACCGAGACGUCGCCCCCUCGCCCUCUAUUUGUAUACGGCACUCUUCGAGCCCUGCCCCUACUAGCCUGGGCCUUAACCGGAGAUGCUACCAACACCACAGACAUCGCGGCGAUCGCCCGUCCGGCUACAGUGCACGGGUACGCACGAUAUGCUGUCCUGUACCGGGAUUACCCUGCUGCAGUGAAGAAGGAAGAGCCCGGGCACGAGAUUGACGGCUUUCUUCUUGUUCUCGAGACCAAGUCCCAGCGGAAGAAGCUGGAUGACUUCGAGGGGGAGGCAUAUACACCUACGCCAGUCCUAGCCACCCUCCAAGACGGAAGUACUGUUGAUGCAGAUAUGUACGUUUGGGAAAGUGACCUUGAAGCUCUCUCGACGGAACCAUGGAAGUUGGAGGAUUUCGUCAAGGAUAGACUGGAAGAUUGGAUCGACCUGUUUGAGGGCAUGGAAUUGGUCGGGGACGACUCAGAAUGA
This is a messenger RNA of Fusarium sp. VM40, 474 nucleotides long. The record is from the annotation of a GenBank genome assembly. Lineage: Eukaryota; Fungi; Ascomycota; Sordariomycetes; Hypocreales; Nectriaceae.